CGGGAUUACAAAAAUAUUUGCUGAUUAACAAAUAUUACUAAUUCAGCAGACAUGUCCCCAAUAGUCGUAACUGAUAGGACUUAUUACAAUCUCGAGAAGUAAAAUGCUUAUGCUAUUACAUAUCGCUGGUAAUUUGGAUAAAUAGGACAUCGUAAAAGGGAAACACAAAGUUGAAUAAUUAAAUAAGUUUGGAAAAGGGCAAAAUGAAAAAGAAAACAUUGGGACUCUUUUUCCUGACUUGUAACAUUGCAGUAUGUUUAUUACUAUACAUGAUAUUGCAAAUACACAAGUUUGGAAAACAAAUUCACAACAUCGAUAGUAACAGAUAUACACAUGACUUAAGCGGCUCAUCAUAUCAAAAACCUGCUGUCGUAUAUCCGCGGAUUAAUCAAGAUUUUAUUUACCGAACUUUGCAACUUGAAGACAGUGUGAAUCUUUAUUUUAACACCAUUGGUGAUGCUAUAUGUUACACAGAAGGCACCACCAAGAUAAGCAUUGAAGAUAAAACUUGUGUAUGCAGAAAUGACUAUAGUGGAAAUGAUUGUGGAAUACCAAAAGCAGUGGCGGAUGCACCCUCAUACUCAACACUGAAAUCAAAACUGAGACGCCGGCUGAAGCCAAGGCGAGUGGUAAUGGCUUUUACAUUUAAUCAUGAGUUUGAUCAGCUUGAGGCACGACUACAUGAGCACUACAAACAUGUUGAUGUGUUCUUAGUUGUCGAAUCAAAUUAUUCCUCGCAUGGUGAUCCCAAACCAUUGAGACUCCUAGAGAAACUUAAGAAUGGAUACCUUGCAAAAUAUAUUCCAAAGUUAUUAUAUAUUUUCUUAGAUACAUUUUCUCCCUCAGGGAGAAUAGACGGUUGGGCUGCAGAAAAUCAUAUUAAGAAUUCUGCCUCUAUUUUGGGACUUCCUAGACUGAACCAAACAAGACCAGAUGACUUGUUCCUAUUUUCUGAUGCUGAUGAAUUGGUCUCAAAGGAAGUAGUAAUAUUUCUAAAACUUUAUGACGGCUAUCCAGAACCAAUGUCAUUUUCACUGAGAUGGUCAACAUAUACAUUUUAUUGGAAAAAUAAGGUCAACACAGUAGUUACAUCUGCUUGUUCAUUGAAUAUGCUGAGGAGGCUCUUGGAGAAUAAGUCAAACAAUAUACGAGCAGCUGCCAGAGAACUGUCGUCAUCUAAAAACCUUAAUAAUGUCAUGAGAUAUCGCAAGCUAUACGGUGAUGUGGGCAUUUGGGUGGUAGGGUCCACAAUGCACCCAGCUGGUUGGCACUGCUCCUGGUGUUUCAGCCCUAAAGAUAUCUUAGUGAAACUUACAUCAGCAAUAAAUGCUGAUUUCCCAAGAUGGGGUGAUUAUCCAGAAAAGAGGAACCUCACUUAUAUUUCUAAUUUAGUUAGGACUGCUACAUGGUUUGAUGGGAAAAAAUUAUCAAAUAGACCUGUAGUACAAGUUGACAAAUAUUUCGCACCAGCAUUUUUCUUGGAACAAUCUGAAGUGUUUAAAGAUUUGAUACAUCAUAAUAUGACAAACAAAAACAUAACAUCAGGGAUAUACAAGAAGAAUGUAUGAUCAUAUUUUUAUCUUGACUACAAAACUAAAGAUGCUUUUUUGGUUUGACUGGAGGUUGAAAAUUUUUUAGCUUUACUGUCUUAAGCCUAUCUUGAUUCAAAAGGUUUCACCUGCUCCAACUUCA
Molecule: messenger RNA, 1692 nt
Organism: Owenia fusiformis
Lineage: Eukaryota; Metazoa; Annelida; Polychaeta; Sabellida; Oweniidae
Source: the annotation of a GenBank genome assembly